ACUGAAAAUACACUCCGAUCUUCACUCUCCAUUUCCCGUCCGCUUGAUUUCCAUUAGACGGUGAGAACCAUGCCGAUCCGAAACAUAGCCGUGGGCCGACCCGAAGAGGCGACUCAACCGGACGCACUCAGAGCAGCUUUGGCUGAGUUCAUCUCCACACUCAUCUUCGUUUUCGCCGGGUCAGGCUCCGGCAUGGCCUUUAACAAGUUGACCGACAACGGAGCCACCACCCCGGCCGGUCUCGUUGCCGCUUCUAUAGCUCACGGCUUAGGACUUUUCGUCGCUGUAUCCGUCGGCGCUAACAUCUCCGGCGGUCACGUCAAUCCCGCCGUCACUUUCGGCGCUUUCGUCGGCGGGAACAUCAGUCUUUUACGCGGCAUCCUUUACUGGAUCGCUCAACUACUUGGCUCAACCGUCGCUUGCCUCUUGCUCAAGUUCGCUACUAGUGACAUGACCGUACCGGCUUUCGGACUUUCAUCGGGAGUAGGUGUGUGGAACGCGGUCGUUUUUGAGAUCGUGAUGACUUUCGGAUUGGUCUACACGGUUUACGCCACGGCCGUCGAUCCUAAAAAAGGAGACCUAGGAGUGAUCGCACCGUUGGCGAUCGGUUUUAUCGUGGGAGCCAAUAUCUUGGCCGGUGGUGCCUUUGAUGGAGCUUCGAUGAACCCAGCCGUUUCGUUCGGGCCGGCUUUGGUCAGCUGGUCCUGGGACAACCACUGGAUCUAUUGGCUCGGACCGCUUAUCGGUGGUGGUCUAGCUGGUCUCAUUUACGAGUUCGCCUUCAUUAACCAAAGCCAUGAGCAACUCCCUCCCACCGAUUAUUGAAACCUGUUUAAUUUAUCAUGAAAACGGUUUUUUCCUUUUCUUUUCCUGGUGUAUGUAUUUUGUUGAGCUUUUCUUUUGUGUUUAAUUUGUGACCGUUGAUCAUGCUUACUUUAUCAUGAUCAUCAUCCAAUGGCUGAUGUUGUUUGUGAAUUUGUGUUAAUGCUCCUCUGUUUUCUAUAAUUGUAUUUUUAAAGUUUAUAUUUAAUAUAUUGUCAACAUAUAAAUCUCUAAA
This is a messenger RNA of Gossypium raimondii (Peruvian cotton), 1057 nucleotides long. Its product is annotated as aquaporin TIP1-1. The coding region runs from base 70 to 825 and encodes 251 amino acids. Gene Ontology annotation, biological process: water transport; transmembrane transport. The record is from RefSeq and is a predicted model, not a curated record. Gene Ontology annotation, molecular function: water channel activity. The transcript has 2 exons. NCBI's taxonomy places the organism in Eukaryota, Viridiplantae, Streptophyta, Magnoliopsida, Malvales, Malvaceae. Gene Ontology annotation, cellular component: plant-type vacuole membrane.